This is a messenger RNA of Pogoniulus pusillus (Red-fronted tinkerbird), 3351 nucleotides long. It is a transcript of the gene SDSL, whose product is annotated as serine dehydratase like. The record is from RefSeq and is a predicted model, not a curated record. The transcript is spliced from 8 exons. Gene Ontology annotation, biological process: L-threonine catabolic process; L-serine catabolic process. Gene Ontology annotation, molecular function: threonine deaminase activity; pyridoxal phosphate binding; L-serine ammonia-lyase activity. NCBI's taxonomy places the organism in Eukaryota, Metazoa, Chordata, Aves, Piciformes, Lybiidae. Bases 1897 to 3051 code for a protein of 384 amino acids.
CACAGAGGUCUUCUCCCCCCAGAUUAAGGGGGUGCUCCUUGCUUCUCCGCUGCCUCCUGGCUCCGGUGGAGGGGUAUUACAGGCAGCCAGGCCGGGCUCUUUUUGGGGUGCAGUCUGCUCAGGUCUCUGCGCUGCUUCAGGCUGGGUAGCUGGUGUGGGGCAGAGCUGCUGGAAUGGGGGGGGUCUGGGGUGUAGGCUGGAGGAGGGAGGUCCCACCACUCGCCCCCCCAGGUCGGGAUGGCCAUCCUCAUCCCUUUUGUCUUGCCCUCCUCUGCCACCUGUGUUCCCCCCAGCCCCAAAACCCCCGUUGAAAAUCCUCUUAAGGCAGCUCCCUUGAUCCGCUCUGCCUCGUUAGGAAUAACGAGGUCAUUACUGGGGGAUUAAUGAGCUGGCGCUCGGCAGCGCUUUGAAGGUGCCAGGUUCCCACCAAGGCUGGGGGGCCACUGGGAGCCCCUACAGCUUCCCCGGGGCCUACACAGGGUUGGGUCACAGCAGCUCUGAGCUGUUUGGGUGCUGGAACCCCAAAAGCUAGGAUGGGUACCUUGGAUUGGGCAGGAUGCUCAAACCCUGCUUGGGGGCUGUGCUUGUAAGGUGGCAGAGCCUAUGUCCCUUGGUAUCCCCGUGGUGUGGGCUCUUGGGGCAGCAGGUGCUGCUCAGGAGGGGUCCCUGUGCCUCAGUUUCCCCGGGUAGGAGGAGGUGACAGUCACCAAGGGCCAGGCACUUUGAUGCCAAGGACAGGGCAUGCUGGAAGUGGAGCAGCAGCUGCGUCGCUGCUUCGCUUCCUUUGCUUGUUUGGUUCCAAGUGGAAAAGCAAACAGGACUGGUUAAAUACUGCCCUAGCUGCAGUGGCCCUUGAUGAGCCCCUGUCACCUGGGGACCCCAGCCGUGGGAUGUGACCAGAUGACAGCCUGGCAUCACCUUCCCCAGGGCAGAGACUGAGCCAAAGGUGAGUAAAAGGGGCGAGAAGGAAGGGAAGGGAGCAGCCAAAGGCUGAGCUGGGGUGCAGUGCCCUCUCUGAGGGGGUCCCCAGCCUCCUUCCUGUGAGCUUCAGGAGGGCUCCUUGCAUCUCUUCCACUGCCAUCAAGGGUCCCCAGGCCCCAUCCCCAGGGGUGUGGUUACAGCCCCUCUCUGCAAAACAGGGUCCUGGGGGCUUGCUCCGUGGACUCUGAGGGGAGGGGAGCUGGAGCCUGUGUGUCCUCCCUGCCCAAAGUGCCCUCGUUGAAGGAAUCCUCAUCAUUCCCCACAUUCCCAGUCCCUCGUGUCCCCAGAGCAGCAGGGCUCAGCACAGAGGCACUUGGUGUGGGCAGACAGUGCUGUGCCACGCUGCUGGUCCCUCUGAGGCACAGUGAUGGUGUGAGAAGCAGAGUUAGUGUCACCAAGGGUGGCAGCCUGGGGUUCUUCCCCAGCUGCCAGGGCUGAGCCCCUCCGGGGACAUGCAGCUCAAAGGAGGCAUGGCUGGGGGUCUUGGCAGGGUGGGCACAUGAAUGCAAUGGCUUGUUUGGAGGUGCUGUGGGUGUCUUAAGUACCUGCUGGAGCUGUGGGGCGUGGAGGCUGCCCUCCCUACACCCAGAGUCCAAGGAAGUGGGCAAAGUCCAUAGAUCCCCUGGCAUUGGCUGGGCUUAGAGGAGCUGCUGCUUGUGCCCGGCUGGUGAGGACAAUCCCUUGAGGAGCAAAUCCUUGGGGACUCCAAAAGUCACUUGGGAGCUGCCUGUCUUCUUCUCCCUGUCUCCCAGGUGCCCACAUCCCAUCUCCAGGGCAUGCCAAGGCUGCUGGGAUUUGGCUGCCAGUGCCACGCGUGGCACCGUGCCCGGGCCAUGUCUGGAAGCUCCUGGCACUGCUCCAGCCCCGCGGUUGGAAAGGCUGCCCAGUGCUGAGCAAGCAGGCAAGGCCAGGGCAAUGUUUAACGUUAAUGCUGCUCGGCUGGGCACGGGGACCCGGGGACACUGGCACAGCCCUUCCAACGUCACCUCUCCCUCCUCCGGGCCUCCAGCUCUGUUGCGGCUGCAGGCGAGGAGCUGGGGACACAGCAAAGGCCCCCAGGGCACCAGAAAACACAUUUCUAGGGCCAUGGCACCUCAGGCUGGCAAGGGUGAGAAGCCUUUCCACGUCGUCUCGCCUGUCCUGGAGAGCCUGCCCCUGUCCAAGGCAGCGGGCACCAGGGUCUACAUCAAGCUGGAGAACGUCCAGCCCACAGGCUCCUUCAAGAUCAGGGGCAUCGGCCACCUCUGCCAGCAGGCUGCCAAGCAGGGCUGCCGCCGCUUCGUUUGCUCCUCAGGAGGCAACGCGGGCCUGGCAGCGGCGUACUCGGCCAAGAAGCUGGGGCUGCCCAUCACCGUCGUGGUCCCCAGCAGCACCGGCUCCGCCACCGUGCGCAGGCUGCAGGAGCUGGGGGCAGAGGUGGAGGUCUCCGGCAAGGUGUGGGAUGAUGCCAACAAAAGAGCCUUGGAGCUGGCACAGAACGAGGGCUGGGUCAUGGUGCCCCCCUUUGACCACCCCUUGGUGUGGCAGGGUCAUUCCAGCCUGGUUCAGGAGCUGAAGGAGUCUCUGGACACCAAGCCAGAUGCCAUCGUGCUGGCGGUGGGUGGCGGAGGGCUGCUGGCAGGCGUUGUGGCUGGCCUGCAGCAGGUGGGCUGGCAGGAUGUCCCCAUCCUUUGUGCUGAGACCUGGGGGGCUCACAGCUUCCACGUGGCACUGGAGGCUGGGCGUCUGGUCUCCCUGCCCGACAUCACCAGUGUGGCCAAGUGCCUGGGAGCCAAGACAGUGGCAGCACGGGCGCUGGAGUGUGCCCGGGAGUGCCAGGUCAUCUCCCAGGUGGUGGAGGACAGGGAGGCUGUGCGAGCUGUGGAGCAGUUCCUGGAUGACGAGAGGAUGCUGGUGCAGCCGGCGUGCGGGGCCGCCCUGGCGCUGCUCUACACGGGCCGGCUGCAGCGGCUGCAGGCUGAGGGGCUGCUGCCCACCCUGCUCUCCUCCGUGGUCGUGGUGGUCUGCGGGGGGAGCAGCAUCCAGCUGAGCCAGCUGCGGGCCCUGAAGAGCCAGCUGGGCUUGGAGUGACACCUACCCUAAGGAGAGGGACGCAGGGAGGCCCGGCUGGCACCUUCCCUUUGCCUUCCACUCGAAAUAGCCAUAAUAAAACCCAGCAGACGAGAGGCUGGGCGACUCCUGCAUCCCCAACACCCAGCGCGACUCCUCCUGCACCCUCUGUCCCGGCAUGGUGACUCCUGCAUCCCCAGCACGGCUCCUCCUGCACCCUCUGUCCCGGCAUGGUGACUCCUGCAUCCCCAGCACGGCUCCUCCUGCACCCUCUGUCCCGGCAUGGUGACUCCUGCAUCCCCAGCACGGCUCCUCUUGCAC